AUGGCUGCCGAAACUGCUACAAAGCGGAUCAAGCCCGACCCCCUCAUCAUCGGCACCCACAAUGGCCACUUCCAUGCCGACGAAGCCCUGGCGGUCUAUAUGCUUCGUCUCCUUCCCGAGUAUGCCUCUGCCGCUCUCGUACGCACUCGAGAUCCCGCCCUCCUAGAGACCUGCCACACUGUUGUUGAUGUCGGCGGCGAGUAUGACGCCUCCAAGAACCGCUAUGACCAUCAUCAACGUUCAUUCAGCACCGCAUUUCCCGACCACAAGAUCAAACUGUCCUCUGCUGGCCUGGUGUACAUGCAUUUUGGCAAGGCCAUCAUUGCCCAACACACCAAGCUCCCGAUCGAUCACCCGGACGUCGAGUUGCUCUACCGCAAACUGUACGAUGACUUCAUUGAGGCGGUUGAUGCGAACGACAACGGAGUAUCUAAAUAUGAUGGCUCGCUACUGGAACAGGCAGGCAUUGAGCAGAGGUUCAAGGACAGUGGAUUAACACUCGCGAGUUUGGUCAAUGACUUGAACCACGAAGACCCCUUGACCUUGGGUGCGCCCUCACGGUCCACUGAAGAUCAGCCCCAAGCUGAGGAGGACUAUAGAUUUACACAGGCAUCGACUCUUAUGGGUACCGUUUUCUUGCGCAAACUCCACGGCGCGGCUACUGCCUGGCUUCCUGCACGCGCCAUUGUCAAAGAAGCGUUUGAGUCCCGCACCAAAGAACAUGCCUCCGGUCAACUUUUGGUCCUGCCACGCGCUGGUGUUCCUUGGAAAGAGCACCUUUACAAUAUUGAGGAUGAAAACAAACUGCCUGCGCAGAAGAAGAUUCUCUACGUGAUCUAUCCCGAAAAGGAGGAGCCUGGGUCCAAAUGGAGAAUCCAGGCGGUCAGCAAAGACUUUUCAAGCUUUGAAAAUCGAAAAAGCUUACCAGAGCCGUGGCGUGGCGUGAGGGAUGAAGAGCUAGAUGCUCUAUUGGGCGAUGCUGUUGAGAAUGGCGCAGUCUUUGUUCAUGCGAGUGGCUUCAUCGGAGGUCACAAGACAGAGGCUGGUGUCAGGGCCAUGGCUGGCUUGGCUCUGGCUGGGUGA
Molecule: messenger RNA, 1083 nt
Organism: Cladophialophora psammophila CBS 110553
Lineage: Eukaryota; Fungi; Ascomycota; Eurotiomycetes; Chaetothyriales; Herpotrichiellaceae
Exons: 1
Coding region: 1-1083 (360 amino acids)
Cellular component (GO): nucleus; cytoplasm
Source: RefSeq, a predicted model, not a curated record